AUGGCACACCAAGCACACUCCUACCACAUAGUCGAUCCAAGCCCAUGACCAAUUUUCGGCGCAAUUACAGCCCUACUUACUACCUCCGGCCUAAUUAUGUGAUUCCACUAUAACUCUAUUGCCUUACUGACAGCAGGCCUACUUUCCAUACUCCUAGUAAUAAUUCAAUGAUGACGCGACGUAGUCCGAGAAAGCACCUUCCAAGGACACCACACCCCAACCGUGCAAAAAGGACUGCGAUACGGAAUAAUCCUUUUUAUUACAUCAGAAGCCUUCUUCUUCUUAGGCUUCUUCUGAGCAUUCUUCCACUCAAGCCUAGCCCCAACACCUGAACUCGGAGGACAAUGACCCCCAACAGGAAUCAAACCACUAAAUCCCCUCGAAGUACCCCUACUAAACACUGCAAUCCUACUAGCCUCAGGCGUUACCGUAACAUGAGCUCACCAUAGUAUUACAGAAGGAAACCGAAAACAAGCCAUUCACGCACUAACCCUUACCAUCCUUCUAGGAUUCUACUUCACUGCCCUCCAAGCAAUAGAAUACCACGAAGCUUCAUUCUCAAUCGCCGAUAGUGUUUACGGCUCCACUUUCUUUGUCGCCACAGGAUUCCACGGUCUACACGUAAUCAUUGGGUCCUCCUUUCUAACAAUCUGCUUACUACGACUAAUCAAAUUCCACUUUACAUCCAACCAUCACUUCGGAUUCGAAGCAGCAGCUUGAUACUGGCACUUCGUAGACAUCAUCUGACUCUUCCUUUAUAUAUCCAUGUACUGAUGAGGAUCUU
This is a messenger RNA of Coturnix japonica (Japanese quail), 784 nucleotides long. The record is from the annotation of a RefSeq genome assembly. NCBI's taxonomy places the organism in Eukaryota, Metazoa, Chordata, Aves, Galliformes, Phasianidae.